Messenger RNA from Lycium ferocissimum, 2130 nucleotides. RefSeq lists its product as uncharacterized. Bases 1 to 2130 code for a protein of 709 amino acids. The record is from RefSeq and is a predicted model, not a curated record. The transcript has a single exon. Lineage: Eukaryota; Viridiplantae; Streptophyta; Magnoliopsida; Solanales; Solanaceae.
AUGGAAAGAAGAUCAACAUUCCGCUUUCGCCUUCCUUGGUCACAACCUGCAUCUGAACCUGAACCUGCAAGCAAACCAUCCACUCAGCCUAAUACCAAAACUGGUCCUAAGCGCACAACAACUCGUCAAGUGACGAGAACACGAACUGCUUCACAGCCCUCCAGCAGCACUACACCCAAAUCUAGCCCGUCCUCCAGUCCUGCAACUGAAAACUCAACUGGCAAGCAGCCACCAAGUACCACCGCAAGCACAAAAUCCAGAAAGCCUUCUUCACCCCCUCAACCUUCAGCUGAAAGCAAAGCUCCUAUCCAGUCCAUUACAAAUACAAGCCCUUUACCUGAAAGUACCUCAGUUCCUCCUCAACCUUCAGCUGAAAGUAAAACACCUAUCCAGUCUACCGCAACAAACACAAGCCCUUCACUUGAAACUAAGCAAGUUCCUCCUCAAUCUUCAUCUGCAACCAAAGCGCCUGUACAAUCCUUUACCACAGACUCUAAACCCACAAAUGCUCCAGCUAGCCCGAACUCUGAAACUCAAACCCCCACCACCCCUACAUCCACAAUAGCUCAGAGCCCACAAUCUAAUAAUCCUUCAGAAAUUGCUCCCACCAAAACUGAGUCUCAACCCUUGAUACCAUCUCAAGAACAGCAAGGCAUCACUUCUCAACCAGCCUCACCAUCUGAUGUGGCAACUAAGUCCAAUGCGUCUCAGUCUCCAUCUCGAUCCCCGCCUCAUCCAGCUUCUCAAUCACAGGAAACGAGUCCAAAAUCCUCUCCAUCACGCAAGGGUCCUCAGGUCCUUCCAACUGACCAACUUACACCAAAGGCAGCUCGCCCUGCGAGCCAGACUUCUUCAAAUCUUCCACUUGGUAUAACCUCCCAAGGUCAACCAAAGGAUCAGACAAUUGCUCAGCCAAUAUCUCGACCGAAACAAUCACAAGAGAGCUCAGAGACUUCUUCCAAAUCUACUGAAAAAGAACCAAUGCCCGCAACAGCUGGGCCUCAAUCAGAACAAAUGGAGCUUCCCAAGAAAGAGGCCAUAUCCAACACAUUCCCUGAAGCAAAAGAUAAGUCACCUGAAAAGGUAAUACAACCCUCAGAACUCUCAGAGGUGAGAUCCACUAGAGGUAUUACGGAAGGACCAUCCAAGACAUCAGAUACUUCAAGAAUCAUUGGUGAACCUAAGAUGGACAGACUGUUGGAGAUAGACACCUCCGAAACUAAAGAAGUGAAGAAAGUUGUGCAAGAGACCAGGGACAAAAUCUAUGGUGUAGGAGAAAAGGUUGGUGGUUCUCUGACAUCCAAAGAGCAGCCAAACAGUGUGUUUCAAUCAAAGCAAGCAUAUACAGAGAAGCAAGCCAAUUAUGAUGACGACCAAUUUUGGGUGAACCGUGUCUCUAAUGGGAAACAGACAAGCAAAAUUUCAUCUCAGCUAAAGAACAAAAUAGCUGCCAGUGGAAGUAAGGAAACUGCAGUUUCCGCUGAACAGGAGAUAACCCUUAACAAAGAGGUAAAAGAUAACAUCUCAAAAUUUAUUCAUAGGAUGGCAGUUGGAGAUGGAAAGCAAAAUUUGGGAGAAACACCGGUGAGUGUGAUCACCCUUGCAGGUGAUAAUAGAGGAGCAUCUAUGCAACUUGGUUCUUACUCAUCCAGAAAAGGAAGAGUGAUUCGCAUUAACAGAGGCUACAAACUGAACGCAGAUGAAAGUGCCGAUGCAACCACGGAUGCAGAGGGGAAUUCGGAGGGAAGACAACCAAACGAUGCAAGGACCAUAAAAGAUCAAGAAAUAGAGGCAUACUUAAACUGCAAUGUGCAGGGCCUCAACAACUCAAUUACAUUUGACAGUUCCGUUGAGGGAAAAAAUCCAGGUAUACAUAUGUUGUUCCCCCGUAUGCCUUCAGAACCUAUAAAAUCAAGUGAGGGAACUGGAGUGUUUGAAGCACACAAGGCUGAAUUUAAUGUUACCCCUGCCCAGAAACAAACAUACGAGCCAACAAUCAGAAGAAGAUGUCUCGAAGGCCUUUUCUUUGAACCAAAUGAUUCUGAUUCAGAUAACCCUGAAGAACCUUGGCAACAUGGUCACCAUGUUGGUGGUAUGGAGAAGAGAGAGAACGAGAUAGAUAUUCUUUGA